UUUUGAAUUUUUUUUUUAAAUUUUGAAGGAGCUUGAAUAGAGAUUUGAGAAAUGGCAGGAGGUGCCACCCAUGGAGCAAGAGAGCUCGAUCGGACGCCGACAUGGGCUGUCUCUGCAGUUUGUGCAGGAAUCAUUGUGAUCUCUAUCAUCCUGGAGAAAGUUCUUCACCUUAUUGGGGAGUUUUUUCAAGAAAGGAAGAAAAAAGCUCUAUUUGAAGCUCUUGAGAAAGUUAAAAAUGAGCUUAUGGUUUUAGGGUUCAUAUCCCUACUUCUGACAUUCGGACAAAACUACAUUUCCAAAUUCUGUAUUCCCACAAGAUUUGCAGAUACUAUGUUACCAUGUCCACCCCAUGACCAUCCUGCUGCUGACUUGCAUGAAUAUGGCAAUGUACCUUCUGGGGGUAAAGAGGAACAUCAUCGUAGGCUUUUAUGGUUCGAACGUAGAUCUUUGGCUGGUGGUGCUCCAUCUGUAGGCUGCAAGGAGGGGCACUUACCCCUUAUUUCAGUGAACGGGUUGCACCAGUUGCACAUCUUCAUAUUCUUUUUGGCCGUGUUUCAUGUGAUAUACAGUUGCAUAACAAUGGGUCUUGGAAAACUAAAGAUCCGUGGAUGGAAGGACUGGGAAAAAGAGACCAUGAGAAAUCAUGAAAUGAUGAAUGAUCCUGCAAGAUUCAGGCUUACUCAUGAGACUUCAUUUGUAAAAGGUCACAAUAGUUUCUGGACGAAAACACCUGCGCUGUUUUAUAUUGUAUGCUUCCUGCGGCAGUUCUCCAGGUCUGUUAGAAGGGCCGAUUAUUUAACAAUGCGACAUGGAUUCAUUUCUGUUCACUUAGCACCUGGAAGUAAGUUCGAUUUCCAAAAAUAUAUUAAAAGGUCAUUGGAAGACGAUUUCAAAGUGGUCGUUGGAAUCAGUCCACUAUUAUGGGCUUCUGUGGUGUUAUUUCUGCUCGUAAACGUCGAUGGAUGGCAGGCAAUGCUGUGGAUAUCGAUACUUCCUCUAGUGGUAACUUUAGCAGUUGGGACAAAGCUCCAAGCUAUUAUAGCACAAAUGGCACUUGAAAUCCAAGAAAAACAUGCUGUCGUCCAAGGAAUACCUCUCGUUCAAGUCUCUGACCGACAUUUUUGGUUCAGUUGGCCUCCGUUAGUCCUUUAUCUCAUCCAUUUUGUCCUCUUUCAGAAUGCAUUCGAGAUAACAUAUUUCUUUUGGAUAUGGUAUGAGUUUGGAUUGGAAUCCUGCUUUCACUCCAACUUUACUUAUGUGAUUGUUAGAGUUUGUCUCGGGAUUGGAGCUCAAUUUCUAUGCAGCUACAGCACACUUCCUCUAUAUGCCCUUGUCACUCAGAUGGGAUCAACCAUGAAGAGGUCAGUUUUUGAUGAACAGACAUCUAAGGCCUUAAAGCAAUGGCACCAAAAGGCUGCAAAGAAAAAGACUGAAGAAGGUUCAGAAAUGCGGACUAGGGUUCUUGGUGGGAGCCCGGGGGACUCACUGGUGAAUUCUCCGGCGAAUCAUAGGCGUCCGAAUUCAACUAAUGUUGGUGUUGAACUGUCUGAUAUUGAUGCACAUACAACAUCACCUCAUCGGACAGCAAACAUUGUCGCCAGUGUGGAUCUUCAUGGGGAUCAACAGCGCCAGCGCAACGAUAACAAUGGAUUCCCAGACCUAUUAUCUGGACCUUGAUUCACUGAGCAUCACAGUUUUGUUGUAGUUUCAUACUUUGGUGAAGCACAAGAUCAAAUGAUCCGUGUUGUAAUAUUUUGGCUAGCU
Molecule: messenger RNA, 1764 nt
Organism: Tripterygium wilfordii
Lineage: Eukaryota; Viridiplantae; Streptophyta; Magnoliopsida; Celastrales; Celastraceae
Product: MLO-like protein 9
Exons: 16
Coding region: 52-1677 (541 amino acids)
Biological process (GO): defense response
Cellular component (GO): membrane
Source: RefSeq, a predicted model, not a curated record